This is a messenger RNA of Vavraia culicis subsp. floridensis, 1240 nucleotides long. RefSeq lists its product as uncharacterized. NCBI's taxonomy places the organism in Eukaryota, Fungi, Microsporidia, Pleistophoridae. The coding region runs from base 55 to 1212 and encodes 385 amino acids. The transcript has a single exon. The record is from RefSeq and is a predicted model, not a curated record.
GACACAAAGUUUUUCAAUCCGUUUAUUAUAUUUUAAAGUCUUGCCAAGAUUAUUAUGCUCAUUCACAUCAUCGUUCUUCAUACACUGUCGACCAAUGUGCUAUCUUAUGGAAAUUUGAACGAGUUUUUGAACCAUUUCAGCUCACCUAAAAAGUAUUUUGGUCAUUUCAAAGAUAUUAGUCUUGGCGAAAAUUUUGGAAUUGGUGCUAGUGCAACUAUGGACGAGCAACAAAUGGCAUAUGAUGAUGCAAAAACGAAAAAUGAGCUUGUAAAAAUGUCUGAAAUUGAACAUAAUAUGGCGUAUUUCUUUCCAAGUGACAAUAUAUUAGAAUGGUAUUCUGCAAAAGAUCAUCACAGGGCGUUACCCGAUCCUUUUUCCUUGGCAGCAGAAAAUGAAAAACCUGCAUUUAAUGACAAUCUAGCAUUUCUAAGGCAUCCAAGGGUAGCUAAGUUCAUUAAGAGACUUGCUAGACCGGCUGAGUCUGAUCAUGAUGCACCCGGAAGAAAAAGCAAGCCUAAGGAAAACAUGGAUAAAAGUUGGCCAAAUGAUUCAGCCGGUAAAAAUGGUGAAGAUUUCAAAAACAAAGAUAUGAACAACAAAUGGGAUAAUGUAGAUACACCAGAAGAUAGUAAUUUGAAUGAUAAGAGUAUGAGAAACGGUAAAAAGGAUGAGAAUAAGAAAAUAAGUGGUAAACCGUUUGAUGACGAGUGGGAUGAUGAUAUUCAGCAAAAUAGACCUGUUAAAUCACCACAUAAUCGUUUACCGCGAAGAAGGACAUCAAGAAAAAAACCAAAACUACUAUCCGAAGUAAAUCGAGAUGGGAAAAAUGAUGAUCAGAGCGGCAAAGCAGUUUCACAUGCAAAGGAAACACACGGCAAAUUUCAGCCUGUCAAGUACAGCGUUAUCAAGUCGGUAAAAAAGGUAGAUCCUGCUGAAAGCGGCAGCACAAUAAUUUUACCAGAUGAUGCCAACUACGAUGAAAACUAUAAUGACGGCAACACGGCCAAUGUAGACAAAAAUAGGAACCCGCAUGGUAACAAUUCAGAUCAGAACAAACUAUUGAAGCGUAUAAAGCGCAGAUUGGAGUACGUAAACUGUCAACUAAUAAACAUCGGUCUAUGGUCGUUUAAACCUAUGAAAAAUUGUAAAAAGAAAGUCAAAUCACAGUUUAUGACCAUACGGCGUAGCCGUUCAAAUGCAAAGUCGAAGUAACAUCAGCUGUUAAUAAAGUGUAAAUUGG